AACGACUUUCCUCGGUUCCGCCCUUUCGUCCAAGAGAAAGCCGUUUACGUUUGGUCCGAAGAGAACUGAAUCCCCCCCUUUCAGCUUUCUGCACUCAUUCACCGAAUACAAAACACUUUCCGGCGACCUUUUUUCACAGACGCAUCGCAAGGGCACACACGCAUAUCUCCGAGCCUCCAAAGGGUUGCAUCUAUAUACUCUUAUCACAGAUAUCGAAGAUCUCUGAUUCCAGGCUUUAUGAACUUUGAUGCAGUAAUAUGAUAAUUUGGUAAGGAAUUAGGUUUUGAAACAUUGGGAAUUAUAGAGGCUUUUUAGGGUUUCAAAAAGGAAGCUAUGAAAAGCCGGUCGCACCGUCUUCCGACCUCGGACCCUCCUGAUGACUGGGUGGAUGAAUCUUGGACUGUGGAUUGUGUAUGCGGUGUGAAUUUUGACGAUGGGGAGGAGAUGGUGAACUGCGACGAGUGCGGCGUUUGGGUGCAUACACGGUGCUCGCGCUACGUCAAGGGCGAGAAAUUGUUCGCCUGCGAUAAGUGCAAGGCCAAGAACAGUAGGAAUGAUAGCGAGGAGACCGAGGUUGCUCAAUUGUUGGUUGAGCUACCCACUAAAACAUUGAGGAUGGACAAUCCACAUCCGUGGAAUGGUCCACCUCGCCGUCCAUUUAGGCUUUGGACUGAUAUACCCAUUGAGGAAAGAGUGCAUGUCCAAGGCAUUCCUGGUGGCGAUCCUGCGCUCUUUGGCGGGUUGUCAUCGGUUUUCACUCCGGAGCUGUGGAAGUGUACUGGGUAUGUGCCGAAAAAGUUCAAUUUUCAAUACACGGAGUUUCCUUGCUGGGAUAAGAAGCAGGAGAUUGAUGCAAAUAUUAAGGAAGAAAAUGAGCAUCCUGUUGACAAAGGUGAGAAUAUCUUGGCUACCCCUGUUGCAGCUUUGGUUGGCAUGAAAAGACAAGUUGACGAGGGUGGCCGUGACAGGUUGCCAUCUUCAAAAAAUAUGAAGAAAUGGGAGAACGAGGGUUUAGAUGUUAGGCGCCCACAGCUUGGCAUGAGGAAAGAGAGGAGCUUACUUCAUCCUUUUGUGAUACACUCGGGUAAACGCGAAAAGGAGGACUUGUGCACAUCCAAGGAUCGAAGUGGAAAGAAGAAGGCCAGGAUUAUUGAUAAAGAUGAAGAGUCUAAAAGGAGGUCUAAACAUGCUUUCAGAAAAGCAUCCACACACUCAAGUGAUGCAAAACCAUUGGAAUUUUAUGAAGACAGAGGUGCUAAGGUUCUCAAGACUGAUACUCAGAAUACCAAAAAGGAAAAUUCGGUAGGCACGAUGCUUGAAGGUCCUUUAUCCGAUGGUUGUUAUGCAUUGAACAAUGAUGUUAACAAGCCCACGAACAACCUAGCGUUUGGUGAGAAUCCUUCAGAAGUCUUUUCUUCUGAUGUAUCUAGACAUAAAUUUUCAACUAGAACUCGAUCAAAGGAAGACAAGGCUGGCCAACAGUUUUCUGCAGUGAUUGUUGGUUCUCCUAAAACAGAUGAUGAAGUGGUGUCAUUGUCAGAACGCACUGACCACAGGAGUGUUCCCAUAAAAGAAGAGGUUGUUGGUGCAGCUCUUGAUAAUGUGAAUGGUAAUGGAGAAGGUUCUUGUAGAGGUGCUGGGAUUGACACUCACAAGUCCGAGUCCGUUGUCAGAGAUCUGACUAAUGCUGUGCCUGAAGUUGAGGAGAAUAAAAAAUUACAAGAUUCAAAGGCCGACAUAUCAUCGAGCUCUUUACAACUUACUGUUGAUGUCAAAACAGAAGUAUAUGUAGAUAAAUCUGGAGGGGUCUUUGAUGUUGGAUUUUCUCCUCUUACUGAUGUAAUGGAUGGCACAAAUCCUUUGGUCCAACAUCCAGGGGUGUCUGCUGAUCACUUGUCUGAAAAUGGUAAAGUGAUUGAUACUGCUGUAUCCAGUUCACAGUCCGAUGAACAUAAAGUGCAAGAUGUUGAGAGAUGUGCAGAAGCAGUCAGUGAUUGUCAAACUGAUAAAGCUGAUGAACUGUCUGGUCGUCUCUGUCAACUUAGGCGACAGUUGGAAGACUCGGAAGAUUCCAUGUUAGUGCCAAAAAGUUCUUCAGCACUUAAAAAUGGUUCGAGACCUGCUGAAGAGCCAUCAAAAUCAGGUGGCUCCAUGUUAAGCCUUCCAGCACCACCCAGUCAGUGUAAAGUAAUAUUAUCUGUUGGAAAAUCCUCAUCAACUUCAUCGACUACUAUGAUCUCCAAACCUUCUGUUUCUGAUAAACAUAGGCCUGCAAAUGCUCCAAAUCAUAAUAUUAUCAUUAAACAGCGGGGAAUAUCUGACAGCGGCAAUGUUAGUAAUAAGAAAGAUAAUGUCUCAACUGAUAUAGUCAGGGAUGAAGAUGGGCGUGAAAUUCCAAAGAAAAUACCAAAAGAACAUCCAAAAUCCUCUGUCAGUUCUGUGGUGAAAGCAUCACACUCACCCAAGAUCUCGCAUGCUUCUGUUUUCAAGAGAACCUCAUCAGAGUCAAAACACCCUCUACCGUAUUCUUCUAAAGCAUCUUCUGCACAGAAUAUUGUAGUUCCUUCAGGCUCUGGUGACACUGCCAGUUCAUUGCAAACUCAGAGUGCUUUACAUGGACAAAAUAAGUUUACAGCUUCUGGUUUGCCUCAGAGAGGUGAAAAGGCUAAUCAGCUAAGUAGCCAGCCAUCAUCUAAGUUGAACAAUGCACCACCAAUGCACCCUCCUGCUCCUUCCAGCUCUGCUGCUGCACUGAGCGAUGAGGAGCUUGCUUUAUUGUUGCAUCAAGAACUCAACAGCUCUCCUAGAGUUCCCCGUGUGCCACGUAUGCGCCACGCUGGUAGCUUACCUCAGUUGGCUUCUCCAACUGCUACAAGUACACUAAUGAAGCGAACAUCUAGUUCUGGAGCAAAAGAUCACAAUUUGGUUUUUAAAAGAAAAAACAAGGAUUUAGGUAAAGAUGGGUCUCGCAGUUCUCAAGAAAUUAAUGGUGAAUCUAAGAGGAUAGACAGAGUGCCUCCAUCUGAUCAGAAGAGACAUGAUUAUGUAUCUACACCAGAUACUUUUACCAAGAGGGAAGUAGACAAUGGGUCUGCAAAAGGAGUAAAAAUUGUCAAGAAAAGUACUCGUCCUUCCUCUACUGCGAUUAUGAGCAGUGGUCAAUCUUCCUCCACUGAAGCUAACGAACAAAAUUUGUCAUCCAUGCAUAACUCACCACAAAACGGCUCAGAUGAUGAUACGGGCGCAGUUGGGGGUCCUACGCAUCACACUUUACCAGGCUUAAUUGCUGAGAUUAUGAGCAAAGGCAAGAGGAUGACAUAUGAAGAACUCUGCGGUGCAGUGCUGCCGCACUGGCCUAACCUGCGGAAGCAUAAUGGAGAGCGCUAUGCAUAUUCAAGUCCUUCACAGGCUGUUCUUGAUUGCCUGAGGAACCGACAUGAAUGGGCUCGGCUGGUAGAUCGUGGUCCCAAGACCAAUGCUAGUAGGAAGAGACGCAAGCUUGAUGCUGAACCCUCCAGUUUUGAAUCAGAGGAUAAUGAAUACGGAAAGGACAGAACUGCCAAGGAGGUUGAAAGUAAGAGUUUUGAAUCACAUCCAGAAGAGUUCCCCAAGGGCAAGCGCAAAGCAAGAAAACGCAGGCGACUGGCGCUGCAAGAAAGAGGUAUAAAGGAUGUGAGGAGGAGACGCAAGGUGGAUGUGGUUAGUGAUGAUGAUGAUGACGAUGAUGAUGAUGAUGGUUCAUUUUCUAGUUCUAGUGAGGAGAGUGUGUUUAGUGAGGACGAGAUAUUGGGAGGAGGAUCAAGUCCAGCUGGUAGUGAGGCUGCUAGCUCAGAUGAGACAGGAACCAUGUUGUAGUGCUUGUUAUUUCAGGUUUUCGGUUUAUGGUCUUGGAAGAGGCUUGUCUGUAAAAUAGUCAAACAGGUAACCCCUCAUAUCAGCAUUUCAGUUUAGUCUUCUUUUAGUAGCUUUCUUUAGAUUAACUCAUAGUGCUCUGUAGUACGGCAAGAGCCUGGUUUGAUAGUGAUUCGACUUUUGAUGUAAAAAUGUAGCAUGCUGUACAUAGUGAUUGUUUAUGUCUGAAAAAGAAAAACACACAGUGCCAGAAACUCCAUUUUUGGGUUAUGUGUUGCCCAUUGUAACAGUCUGAAACUAACAGCAUCAAGGAUGGUUUGCUGGGCUAUCAGGGAUGCUUAACUAGAUAACCUCUCUUUCAAAAAAAUUUGUGUACGGAUUACUCAGCUGGAUGGUUGGUCCCUAAGAUAUUAUCUUACAUUCGGAAA
This is a messenger RNA of Cornus florida, 4280 nucleotides long. RefSeq lists its product as uncharacterized. The transcript is spliced from 9 exons. Bases 334 to 3855 code for a protein of 1173 amino acids. NCBI's taxonomy places the organism in Eukaryota, Viridiplantae, Streptophyta, Magnoliopsida, Cornales, Cornaceae. The record is from RefSeq and is a predicted model, not a curated record.